Lagenorhynchus albirostris (white-beaked dolphin) is the source of this 1773-nucleotide messenger RNA. RefSeq names its product beta-secretase 2 (gene BACE2). The record is from RefSeq and is a predicted model, not a curated record. Gene Ontology annotation, molecular function: aspartic-type endopeptidase activity. The transcript is spliced from 9 exons. NCBI's taxonomy places the organism in Eukaryota, Metazoa, Chordata, Mammalia, Artiodactyla, Delphinidae. Bases 1 to 1545 code for a protein of 514 amino acids. Gene Ontology annotation, biological process: amyloid-beta metabolic process; membrane protein ectodomain proteolysis. Gene Ontology annotation, cellular component: membrane; endosome; trans-Golgi network.
AUGGGCGCGCUGGCCCGGGCGCUGCUGCUGCCGCUGCUGGUCCAGUGGCUGCUGCGCGCGGCCCCGGCGGCGGCCCCCGCGCCCUUCACGCUGCCUCUCCGGGUGGCAUCGGCCAGCAGCCGCGGGGCGGCGCCCACCCCUGGGCCCGGACCCCCCGCCGAGCCCCGCGCGGACGGCCUGGCGCUCGCCCUGGAGCCCGCCGGGGGUGCAGCCAACUUCUUGGCCAUGGUGGAUAACCUGCAGGGGGACUCUGGCCGCGGCUACUACCUGGAGAUGCUGAUCGGGACGCCCCCGCAGAAGCUGCAGAUACUUGUUGACACUGGAAGCAGCAACUUCGCCGUGGCCGGGGCCCCGCAUCCCUACGUCGACUCAUACUUUGACACGGAGAGGUCCAGCACCUACCGCCCCAAGGGCUUUGAUGUCACCGUGAAGUACACGCAAGGGAGUUGGACUGGCUUCGUUGGGGAGGACGUUGUCACCAUCCCAAAAGGCUUCAACAGUUCUUUUCUGGUCAACAUUGCCACCAUCUUUGAGUCAGAGAAUUUCUUUUUGCCUGGGAUUAAAUGGAAUGGGAUACUUGGACUGGCUUAUGCUACCCUGGCCAAGCCAUCAAGUUCUCUGGAGACAUUCUUUGAUUCCCUCGUGGCACAAGCGAAGAUCCCCAAUGUUUUCUCCAUGCAGAUGUGUGGGGCUGGAUUGCCAGUCGCUGGAUCUGGUACCAACGGAGGUAGUCUUGUCCUGGGUGGAAUUGAACCAACCUUGUACAAAGGAGACAUCUGGUAUACCCCUAUUAAGGAGGAGUGGUAUUACCAGAUAGAAAUUCUGAAAUUGGAAAUCGGAGGUCAGAGCCUUAACCUGGACUGCAGAGAGUAUAACGCGGACAAGGCCAUCGUGGACAGUGGUACCACACUGCUGCGCCUGCCCCAGAAGGUGUUUGAUGCCGUGGUCGAGGCAGUGGCCCGCACGUCUCUGAUUCCAGAAUUCUCUGAUGGCUUCUGGACGGGGUCCCAGCUGGCAUGCUGGACAAAUUCUGAAACACCUUGGUCUUAUUUCCCUAAAAUCUCCAUCUACCUGAGAGAUGAGAACUCCAGCAGAUCAUUCCGCAUAACUAUCCUGCCUCAGCUUUACAUUCAGCCCAUGAUGGGGGCUGGCUUGAACUAUGAAUGUUACCGAUUCGGCAUCUCACCUUCCACAAACGCGCUGGUGAUUGGUGCUACCGUGAUGGAGGGCUUCUACGUGGUCUUUGACAGAGCUCGGAAGAGGGUGGGCUUCGCAGCCAGCCCCUGUGCAGAAAUCGCAGGUGCUCCGGUGUCUGAAAUUUCUGGGCCUUUCUCGACAGAGGACAUAGCCAGUAACUGCGUCCCUGCCCUGCCUCUGAGCGAGCCCAUUUUGUGGAUCGUGUCCUACACUCUCAUGAGCGUGUGUGGAAUCAUCCUUCUUACCUUAAUCAUCCUGCUGCUACUUCCAUUCCGGUGCCGGCAUCUACCCCCAGAUCCCGAGGUCGUCAAUGAUGAGUCCUCUCUCGUCCGGCAUCGCUGGAAAUGAAGAGAAAAGCCUAAACUCUAGCAACCUUGAACUCAAGGAUUAUGACAAUUCAAGGGGCAGCAGGCAGGGGUUAUAAGGCAAGGUUUCUCCCUGUGUCCAUUAGUCUUAAGUCUCUGUUCUGCUCCCAGAUGCCUUCCAGAUUCACUGUAUUUUGAUUCUUGAUUUUAAAGCUUCCGCCUACUCUCCUACUUCCAAGGAAAAUGAUAAUAAAAGACACCUCAUUCAUAA